This is a messenger RNA of Pangasianodon hypophthalmus (striped catfish), 3646 nucleotides long. RefSeq names its product forkhead box K2a (gene foxk2a). Lineage: Eukaryota; Metazoa; Chordata; Actinopteri; Siluriformes; Pangasiidae. Gene Ontology annotation, biological process: regulation of transcription by RNA polymerase II. Gene Ontology annotation, molecular function: RNA polymerase II cis-regulatory region sequence-specific DNA binding; DNA-binding transcription factor activity, RNA polymerase II-specific; protein binding. The transcript has 9 exons. The record is from RefSeq and is a predicted model, not a curated record. The coding region runs from base 214 to 2025 and encodes 603 amino acids.
UGUCCUCUUUCUCUCUGUUGCGGCGGUGGGUUGGAGCCGCUGUCCCCGCACUGGCACGCUCCUCCGUUUUCAUAUCCAUCCUCCGAUUUGAUUCCCCCCCAAAGCCAAAUUUUUCAAAUUUGUACACCCACCACAAAAGUCAUCCAGACCACCCCACUGAAAAGCCUCGUCAUUUUAAAUCAACGUCAAAAGACUUAUUGCCAAGAAAAAAAGAUGGCGGGGACGUCGGGGUCGGCAGUGGCCCGGCUCGAGGGCCGAGAAUUCGAGUACCUGAUGAAGAAGCGCUCGGUGACCAUCGGCCGCAACUCGUCGCAGGGCUCGGUGGAUGUGAGCAUGGGCCACUCGAGCUUCAUCUCCCGGAGACACCUGGAGAUUUUCACGGCGGGUGAGGACGGCUCCGGCGGCGGAGACUUCUACCUGCGGUGCCUCGGCAAAAACGGGGUGUUCGUGGACGGGGUAUUUCAGAGACGCGGGGCUCCUCCUCUCCAGCUUCCCCGAGUGUGCACAUUUCGCUUCCCCAGCACAAACAUCAAGAUCACAUUCACCGCCCUGUCCAGCAACAAGAAGGAUAAGAGGAACACCCCAGAGUCACCCGUGAAAGCCGUCCAGCCUCAGAUCUCACCCCUGACCAUCAACAUUCCAGAUAACAUUGCCCACCUGAUGAGUCCUCUUCCCUCUCCGACAGGGACAAUCAGUGCUGCGAACUCAUGUCCAUCCAGUCCACGAGGAGCAGGACUGUCCAGUUACAGAGUAGGACGUGGGCUCACAGCUGAACUCAUAGGGGACAACUCGCAGUCUGAAAACGACAAAGAAGCCUCUGGAGGAGAUAGUCCGAAGGAUGACUCAAAACCACCCUACUCAUAUGCACAACUGAUUGUCCAAGCAAUUACCAUGGCUCCAGAUAAACAGCUCACUCUGAAUGGAAUAUACACCCACAUCACUAAAAACUACCCCUACUACAGAACUGCAGACAAGGGCUGGCAGAAUUCUAUUCGCCACAAUCUGUCCUUAAACCGCUACUUUAUCAAAGUGCCCAGAUCCCAAGAAGAGCCCGGCAAAGGCUCGUUCUGGAGGAUAGACCCCUCCACAGAGGGCAAGCUGAUGGAUCAGGCCUUCCGUAAAAGAAGGCCUCGUGGCGUUCCCUGCUUCAGGACCCCACUCGGCCCACAGUCCUCCCGGAGUGCCCCUGCCUCUCCUAACCACACAGGGGCGCUGUCAGCCCACUCUAGUGGCGUACAGACUCCAGACAGCCUGUCGAGAGAAGGCUCUCCUGUUCCCACAGACCCUGAGCCUUCCCCUGCCUGUGCCUCUGUUCCAGCUGUUGCAGUUCAGCCCAAACUAGCAGUCAUCCAAGAGGCUCGCUUUGCACAGAACACACCAGGUUCUCCAGUCUCCAGCCAGCCCGUGCUGAUCACUGUCCAGCGGCAGCUCCCACAGAGCCUCAAACCGGUGAGCUACGCCGUGGCUACACCAGUGACCACCUCCACCUCCCAGCAGCCCAUCAUGCAGACACUCCACGUGGUGCACCAGAUCCCUGCCGUCUCAGUGACUGCCGUUACGGGCUUCGCUACAACCAAUGCGCACACACCAGAAGAGCAUGUUGUGUCCAAAACAGAACCGCAGGAGAAUGGGGAUCACCAAGAGGUCAAAGUGAAAGUAGAACCUGUGCCUGCCAUCACAACUGCCUCUAUAGGUGCAGCUACUCGUGUCCUUCAGACUUCUGCAGCCACUCCCAUACAGACAGUAACUAUAGUGCAGCAGGCACCGCUAGGACAGCAUCAGCUUCCUGUUAAGGCCAUCACACAAAACGGCACGCAUGUGGUGGCUGCAAUCCAAGGAUCAACAAACACUGUAGCCAGUCCUCUUCACAUGCUGGCCACUCAUGCCUCUGCAUCAGCUUCUUUGCCCACCAAAAGGCAGAACGGCGACCAGUCCGAGCAGCCUGACCCCAAACGGCUCAAGGCUGAUGACGGAGGGGACACGGGGGCCGUUCCCGCCGCAGCAGAGAGGGACACCACCGAUUAGAGCUGCCACGUCACUUUCCUUUAACCUCACAAACCCUUCUUAGUUGAGACCACACCCACCAUAAAACCCACGUUAUCUGUUGUUCAGUCUAAGGUGCCAAACUGGGAAGUGAGAAGCAAAUUGGAGGAGGGUAGAGUGGUUUAAAGAUGGCACAGACAUGCAUGAUGUGCAAAAUUGAAGAAAGACGUGAUGAGGUUGUGAGGAGGACAACUAGAAGUGGACAGCAAGAGAGUGACAGGAGACCUUUUAGCAAAAUAUUUAAGUACUCACUGACAUAUGCAUACAUAUAUUGAUAUAGUGUACUUAAAGCUACGAAAUGUACUUUAGAUCAAACUUAGCAGGAAGGUCCAUGCCCCCAUCUCUUCUACCUCUGGGCAGAACUUAGAAGGUGAAGAGAUUGCGAUAUGGAUUUUGCAUUCUCUGGAGGAAUAGCUGGCAGCCUAACAUGCUGGAAAUAUAAUGAGUCCGUUUUAAAAUUUCAGGAAGCAGCAGGUAACAUCCGAACAUUCCUGUGUAUGCAGGUAAUUACACCAUAUAGGCUGGUCAUCUAUGGUUUACUUUAACCGUAGCGUAACUUUGAUGGAUUUAUAUUGUACGUGCAGUAGAUCUAAAUUAUAGGCACACGUCCUUCAUAUCCAGCAAGUUGUUAAAUAUACUGAGCAAAUGGGUUAAAUUUAAAGAGGUCACAUAAGAACUUGCCAAAUAGCAAAAAAAAAAAAAAAAAAAGAGGUUGGUUGUUAAGCUGUGAACCUGCACACAGUGGCAACUCAAUGAGUUUUCCUUUUCUUUAAAAACAAUUCUCUUCAGCAAAAGUAGAAUGAGGAGCUUUUUCCUCUAUCAUGGCAGCUAGCCUCGCUCAAUGUCGACCUACCUAAUCCAGUCCUUAGUAGAUAUGCAGUAAAUUGUUGUACAUGUGUAUCUUAGGAUAUAAUUUGUCUGUAUUUAUGUUCUCCACAGCACAGGUAUUUAACAACAAAAACAGUGCUAAAGUGAGUUCAAUGGCAUUUAUCACACGUUUUUCUCGCUUUUUUUUAAACGUAUGGACUCGUACAUUUAUAGAAGUGAAUGUAAUUGCUUCCUCAAAGAAAACACUAUUAAUAGAGGACUUGUGUUACUUCUGUUGAAACAAAUCCAAAUGAUGUUUCUCACCUCCUCAAGAGCUUUUUUUCAUAUUUUAACAGAUAACCUAUGAAAUAAGGAAUAUAUUUCCAUUUGUAUUUCACUGAAAUAUUUCAUCAGAGCUUGCAUGAAAAUGUGUAGAGAGCAUAUACUGUACCUGAGCUGGUUUCUUAGAAAGGAACCAAGAAGGAAGAGAGAUGGGGGGGAUAAAAGACUGAGAAGAAUCUGCUUUGAUUCGGACCACACUGCACUUAAAACUCAUUAAUGCUAUUUCCUUUCCUCCCUUGACCCUUUUAUGUUUUCAGUACGUCCUUGGCUGUGUUAACUUUGUGUUACAGUCGACAGUUGCCCGUUAAUAUUAUUUUACGUUGUUCAGACAGCUGAAAGAGAUGGCUCGAAUGCGAUGUAUUCCACAAGAAAAAAUAUGUGGUAGAUGUUGUUCUGCUUCAGUGGGUAAAUGCAUUUUUUACAUAAAUUAAAAGCUCCAUAAUUUCUGUUCUAA